AUGUCUCCCCAAGAUGCCUUGGGAGAUUUUCUUCCUCUUUCGUGGGGACGUAGCCUGGCGUUAAUAACUGUUGCAGUCGUGGUCUCCCUGGCUGAAGGUCAUGGACGAUUGCUAGACCCGCCAUCUAGAGCCACUUUGUGGGAGGAGAAAUUCAAUUUUCCUGCCUACUAUGAUGAAUACCAAGGUUUCUGUGGCGGUGUUGAUGCUCACUGGGGCAGGUUCGGUGGCCGUUGUGGUGUGUGUGGCGACCCUUACUUCCCUCUACCGCGAGCACACGAAAGAGGUGGACACUACUACACGGGGACUCCCACAAGGACUUACAGAUCUGGCAGCUUCAUCAACGUGACUCUUAGGAUCACAGCCAACCACAGGGGAUGGAUAGAAUUCCGCCUCUGUGCUUACGAUGAUCCCGAGGUCGGCGACCUGGAGUAUGAUUCCUCGGGAAAUCUGGUGGAGGUCACCCAGGAAUGUCUGGACAAGCACCUGAUGUCUCUAGAGGACGGUAGAACCAGGUUCUAUCUACCUGGCGAAUUCGCCAACGGAGAUCAAACCAUCAAAGUUCGCCUUUCCGAAGGUCUCACCUGCAAAAACUGUCUCUUUCCAAUGGAAAUGGAAUAUGGGAAACUGGGCCCCCGAAGAUAA
Messenger RNA from Candidula unifasciata, 642 nucleotides. The record is from the annotation of a GenBank genome assembly. Lineage: Eukaryota; Metazoa; Mollusca; Gastropoda; Stylommatophora; Geomitridae.